CUUCAAUUUAUCGCACAUAUCUCCAUUAUGAUACCUGCUUCGACAAAUGAUUUUGGUUAAAAGAUUCAAAAUAAAGUUGCAGUGCGCUAAUGAAGUAAAAGAAGCAUAGGUCCCAAACUAGAAUAAUGGAAGACUUUCUUAUAUUAGUCGCGUCCACCAUCCCUUCUAUUGAGGUACUUACAGCUUUUAAUCCGUACAACCAAGAUCCUGCUUGGCUCCCAAAUAACGCAGGACAAACAUAUAUUUGCAGAGAAAGCUACAUAUCAUUCGCUUCUGUAACCUUUACGGUAUAUCUCAAUACAUCAACUAUUCCCUCCCAUUCUCAACCCUAUCGACGUAUAUCCAUGGACACAAUCUUCAAAUCUGCUAUUCAUAUUUGUUUAUCUCACAAAAACUCAAUGCAGCUACUAUAUCCUAGAUGUAACGCUAGGAACGCAGGCCCUUUUAGUCUAAAACACGCAUUGCCCAUUCAAGCACGUAAUUUACUAUCAAAGCAAACAUUGCACUCUGUCUCUUUUAGUUAUGCAGCUACAGUUGCCAACAUUGCUGAUUCUGCUAAUCCUAUGGGUGAAGAUGUUACAGGAAAUGAAAAUGGUUUUGAUAUAAACUCUUCCCUGAACAUACGAAAUAUUCAGUCGAGCUUCUUAAUGAAUAAACAGCGGAUGAAAUCCUCCUACGAAAGCACCCGAACCAGGACUGGAACGUCUGAUGAAUUUGGAUGCUUAUGUCUAUUUCGUAAACAAGCUGGUAAUUCUUCUGCGCCUGGGAAAUCAUACCUGCUAAUACUGAGUCGGACGCAAUCUUCAUUUCUUAAGACUUCGUCAGUUCGCAAAGCAGCUUAA
Molecule: messenger RNA, 842 nt
Organism: Mycotypha africana
Lineage: Eukaryota; Fungi; Mucoromycota; Mucoromycetes; Mucorales; Mycotyphaceae
Exons: 6
Coding region: 126-842 (238 amino acids)
Source: RefSeq, a predicted model, not a curated record